GUAACUGCAAAAUCUUUUGUUGUUUUCUUGAAACGAAGAGAGAGGAAGAAAAAAAACGUUACCGAUUCUCUUCUUCGGUUUCGCGAUUGAAGUAUCUGUAAGAUCAUCUUCUCUCUCGUUUCUUUCUUUCGAAACCCGUCGAUUAGUCAUUCGAUAUGGCUGAGAAAAACGAUGAAGGAAACGCCAAGGGCUAUGCUUUCCCUCUCAGGAACCCUAAUGUUGUCCUGAACGACAGAAACUUUGCAGCCUUCACUCACAGAUCAGCUGCUGCUCAUCCUUGGCAUGACUUGGAGAUUGGUCCGGAAGCUCCUGCUGUUUUCAACUGUGUUGUUGAAAUUAGCAAAGGUGGAAAGGUUAAGUACGAGCUAGACAAGAACAGUGGCCUUAUUAAGGUUGAUCGCGUUCUCUACUCAUCCAUUGUGUACCCACACAACUACGGUUUCAUUCCUCGAACUAUCUGUGAAGACAGUGAUCCAAUCGAUGUCCUGGUACUGAUGCAGGAGCCUGUGCUAACCGGAUCAUUCCUCCGUGCCCGUGCUAUUGGUCUGAUGCCCAUGAUUGAUCAGGGUGAAAAAGACGACAAGAUCAUUGCAGUAUGUGCUGAUGAUCCCGAGUUCCGUCACUACAGAGACAUCAAAGAGCUUCCCCCUCACCGUCUAGCUGAAAUCCGUCGCUUCUUUGAGGACUACAAGAAGAACGAGAACAAGAAAGUCGACGUUGAAGGUUUCCUUCCCGCUCAAGCUGCCAUAGACGCAAUUAAGGACUCCAUGGAUCUUUACGCAGCUUACAUCAAAGCUGGCCUGCAACGCUAAUGAAGAAACCAGUCCUGCCCAU
Molecule: messenger RNA, 834 nt
Organism: Arabidopsis arenosa
Lineage: Eukaryota; Viridiplantae; Streptophyta; Magnoliopsida; Brassicales; Brassicaceae
Source: the annotation of a GenBank genome assembly